Messenger RNA from Hibiscus syriacus, 4171 nucleotides. RefSeq names its product starch synthase 3, chloroplastic/amyloplastic-like. The record is from RefSeq and is a predicted model, not a curated record. The transcript has 17 exons. Gene Ontology annotation, molecular function: alpha-1,4-glucan glucosyltransferase (UDP-glucose donor) activity; starch binding. NCBI's taxonomy places the organism in Eukaryota, Viridiplantae, Streptophyta, Magnoliopsida, Malvales, Malvaceae. Bases 285 to 3947 code for a protein of 1220 amino acids.
CUUCUUCCUCUCAAGCCCACAACAACUAGCAGCCGCUAGAAGAAAAAACUUCCUUUCUCACUGUCACAAUCUUCAUUCUUCACAGAUAUUUUCAUGAUAAUCCUAUACAUGAUCAGUUGUCGGGGUUUGUUUUCCUGCCGCGAAACCUCGGAGAAUUAACCACAAAUCAUACGUCCUAUUGCCAUCAUUAGGUUUCUGAAAUAGAAGUAAAUGCCUGUUAUCAUCAGAAAGACACAUACAGUUUCUGUUUGAUUUAAAUUCUGGGUUUUUGUGAGAUAUCAACAAUGGAGUUGAGUUUGCAAUUACGGAGACUUCCGAGUUAUAAAGUUGUGUUGCCUCAGACCAGUGGCUGUUUCAAGAUCAAGCCUUUUAUGGGUUCUAGACAGUUUAUCCCAUGGCAGUGCCGAGCCAACGGUCUUUCAGCUAGAAUUACUGCUAGUGCAUCUGAUUCUUCAAAGAGGAGACCGAGAAAAUCGUCUAACUCGGGCUCUAAAGGUCCAGCUCCGAAGGGUUCCAACCCGAAAUCGCAAGGAGAAUCGAUCAUGCAGAAGAGAAAGCCAAAGAUAAAUGGUGACAAAGAGGAGUCUAGCGUGCCCGUGUCGGCCGAGUCUGCAGAGUCUAACAAUGUUGAAGUUGAAUCCAAGGUUGCUCUUGAGGAUGAAUCGAGCACCCCGAAGAGGAAGCCAAAGAUUAAUUGUUACAAAGAGGAUUCACUGAUCGAGUCUGCAGAGCCUAACAACAUUGAAAUUGAAUCAAUGGUUGCUCUUGAGGAGGGAUCGAUCACUGAAGUUUAUCAGAAGAGUACGGUCGAUGAAGGUCAAGAGGAGGCAAAAGAGGAAUUACCAUCAGUGGGAAAAGAGUUAGAUGCCGAUAUCAACAACUCCAAAGUGGUAAACGGAACUAUACAGUUGGAUGUUGCCAUAAGCAACCUUGAUGUGGUAAAUGGAAGUGUAGGCAACCUGAAUGUGGUAAAUGGAAGUGCAAGUAAGAUUCUUGAAGAUGUUGCUGAGUUAGAAAAGAAAGAAAUAGCUUCGGAAAACGGAGUGAGUAUACCAAUCGAUGUCAUCUCUGAAGAGAAGCAAACUGAUGACAAUGGUGCUGUGAAGAUUGAAAGUGAUGAGACUAAUGAAGAAAGAGUUGAAGAUAAUUCUCUACAAUUGAAGUUGGAGAUGGAAGCAAAUUUGUGUAAGCAGGAAAUCGAGGGGCUUGCAGAGGAAAAAGUCUCGAGUGGAGACAGACUUUUUGUUUAUCCUCAAAUUCUAAAACCUGGUGAGGACAUAGAAGUGUUCUUUAAUAGGAGCUUCUCCCCUCUGAAAGAUGAACCGGAUGUUCUAAUUGAGGGAUCCUUCAAUCACUGGAGAUGGAGAUCGUUCACUACACGGUUGAAUAAGAGCCAUCUCAGAGGGGAUUGGUGGUCUUGUGUGAUUUCUGUACCUAAGGAAGCUUACAAAAUGGAUUUUGUGUUCUGUAAUGGGAAGAACACUUACGAUAAUAACGGUAAAAAUGACUUUUGUAUACCUGUCGAGGGUGGAAUGGAUGAGAUUGCAUUUGAAGAUUUCUUGGUUGAGGAGAAUCGAAGGAAACAAGAGCAACUCGAGGAAGAGAAGACUGAAAAGCAAAGGCAGGAAGAAGAGAAAAGAAGAGUAGAAAUAGGUAAAAGAAGAAUAGAAGUAGAGAAGGCAGCAAGUGAAGAAGAUAGAUCACAAGCAAGAACAGAGACUGAAAAGAAACGAGAAAUAUUGCAACAAUUGAUGAAAAAUGAAGCUCGAUCGAUUGAUAAUAUUUUUUUCAUUGAGCCAAAUGAAUUCAAAGGGGCUGACAAUGUCAAGAUACACUAUAGAAGAAGUUCAGGCCCUCUUGCUCAUGCCAAUGAGCUUUGGAUUCAUGGCGGGCAUAAUAAUUGGAAUGAUGGAUUAACAAUUGCUGAAAAGCUUGUCAGAUCAGAGAAAGAGGGCGAUGACUGGUGGUACGCAGAAGUUGUUAUACCUGAUCAAGCACUUGUGUUGGAUUGGGUCUUCGCUGAUGGACCGCCUGCGGCUGCGACUAUCUAUGAUAACAAUAAACGUCAAGACUUCCAUGCUACUGUCCCGAAAGCCGUUUCUGAAGAGAGGUACUGGGUUGAGGAAGAACAGCGGAUAUUCAGGAAGCUUCAAAAGGAGAGGAAACUAAGGGAGGAGACCAUUCGAGCUAAGGCCGAGAAAACAGAAAAAAUGAAAGCUAAAUUGAAGGAAAGAACUUUGAAGAGAUUUUUGCUUUCUCAGAAGAAUGUAGUUUAUACUGAACCUCUCGAUGUUCAAGCAGGAAGGACGGUGACGGUUUUCUAUAAUCCUGCUGAUACUGUUCUUGAUGGAAAACCUGAAGUAUGGUUCAGAUGUUCAUUUAAUCGUUGGAUUCACAAUAUGGGUUCAUUGCCGCCUCAAAGAAUGUUUCCUGCAGAUAACGGUUCUCAUUUAAAAGCCACUGUCAAGGUUCCGAUAGAUGCAUAUAGGAUGGACUUUGUUUUCUCCGAGAGGGAAGACGGUGGAAUUUUUGACAACAAAGGCCGUAUGGAUUAUCAUUUACCUGUUUUUGGAGGAACUGUGAAAGAGCCACCACUGCACGUUGUGCAUAUUGCUGUUGAGAUGGCGCCCAUUGCUAAGGUUGGAGGCCUCGGUGACGUUGUUACUAGUCUGUCCCGUGCUGUUCAAGAUCUGAACCACAAAGUGCACAUCAUUUUACCGAAGUUUGACUGCUUGAACCUUAACCAUGUGACAGACUUGCAUCACCAAAGAAGCUAUUCUUGGGGUGGCACUGAAAUUAAAGUUUGGUUCGGUGAAGUCAAAGGCCUUUCGGUUUACUUUCUGGAGCCACUAAAUGGAUUCUUCUCGAAAGGGUGUGUUUAUGGUUGUGGAAACGAUGCACAGAGGUUUGGCUUCUUUUGCCACGCCGCCCUCGAGUUUCUACAACAAGGUGAAAUUCACCCAGAUAUCAUUCAUGGCCAUGAUUGGUCAAGUGCCCCAGUUGCUUGGCUGUUUAAGGACCAUUAUAUGCAUUAUGGUCUUUGCAAAUCUCGGGUUGUCUUCACCAUACAUAACCUCGAAUUCGGAGCGCACUUCAUCGCAAAAGCUAUGGCAUAUGCAGACAAAGCUACAACCGUUUCACACUCAUAUGCGAAGGAAAUUGCCGGAAAUCCUGCGAUUUCUCCUCAUUUCCACAAGUUCCAUGGAAUAUUAAAUGGAAUCGACUUAGAUAUUUGGGAUCCCUAUAACGAUGAGUUCAUUCCUAUGUCUUACACUUCGGAAAAUGUUGUUGAAGGAAAACGAGCUGCUAAGGAAGCCUUACAGCAGAGGCUUGGUUUGGAAAAAUCUGAUCUUCCUUUGGUUGGAAUUAUUACUCGUUUAACUCAUCAGAAAGGAAUCCAUCUUAUGAAGCAUGCGAUUUCGCGCACCUUAGAACGCAACGGACAGGUUGUACUGCUUGGCUCAGCUCCGGAUCCUAGCAUCCAAAAUGAUUUUGUAAAUUUGGCCAACAAGCUACAUUCAUCUCAUGGGGAUCGUGCUCGCCUUCAAUUGACUUAUGAUGAACCACUUUCUCACUUGAUAUAUGCCGGUUCUGAUUUCAUUCUGGUCCCAUCAAUUUUCGAACCUUGUGGACUGACUCAACUGACGGCUAUGAGAUAUGGUUCUAUACCGGUUGUUCGUAAAACAGGAGGGCUCUACGACACUGUAUUCGAUGUCGAUAACGAUAAAGCUAGAGCAGAAGCACACGGUCUUGAAACCAAUGGAUUCACCUUUGACAGAGCUGAUUGUGGUGGAGUUGACUAUGCCCUUAAUAGGGCAAUCAUGGCUUGGUACAAUGAUCGGGAUUGGUUCAACUCAUUAUGCACGAGGGUGAUGGAGCAAGACUGGUCGUGGAACCGGCCUGCACUCGACUAUAUCGAGCUUUACCAUGCAGCUAAGAAACACUAGAAGGAAAGAAGCGGGUUAAUUGAAAAAGAUACAACAGUUCAACAGCCCAUUUUGUUAGCUUGUACAUGGUUCCGUUCCGUGAUAAUUAUCUUUUAGACUCUGCUCGGUAAAUAAAGCCAAGUUGUAUCAUUCUUGAGACCAACCUUUUUUUUUUCUCGAACUGUUAUUGAUUCACGCGAAUGGGGGGCAUUCGAGAUUGUUUGAGGAAGGUAUUGAAUUUGAAU